AUGGAUCGUUCAGGAAUACCGCGAUUAAGUCAAGUAAAUUGGCUAGGCGGUGUUCCUAUACGCCAAGAGUCAAUGGUAAGUUUCGACGCAAAUAUAUCUGCGAUAGGACGUCUCUCGCGUGCAUCAAUGAAUGGUAUUCAAAAACCUACUACAGACCCUCGUCCUAUCCGUAAUAAAACAUGGCAACAGAAUGCAGCCAAUUAUAUUUUGCAAACUCUCAGACAAUUUAAUCCUGAUAAUGGUGUCAGCCUGAAAGCAUUAAUUCAAAAGCCGACCUCAAAAGAUCUUGAAAUCACCUUCAAGAUUUUAUAUGAAGUUAUCGAUCCUACUAUUAAUUGGGGGCCCACUAGUAAAUUCGAUGAACUUGUAGUUCAACUUGUACAAGGAUUACGAUAUCCAUUCGGACACGAGAUACGUAAACAAGUAUUGGCAUCUUUAAAUUCAGCACAUUCUUGGCCAAUCUUGCUCGCUAUGCUUAAAUGGCUGGCAGACGUCGCUAAAAAAUACUUGAUUCUUCAAGAUGCCUUUAAUAAAGAAAGACAAGCUGAACCAACUUUGAUUCGUGAUCAUUGGGUCAGAAAUCUUUCAGAAUCAUAUGAAUUAUUUCUUAACGGAAACGAUGACUUUAGUAAACCCGAUCGAAAGCUAAAACAAAUUUUUGAUCAAGAAAUCAAUGAAUAUGAACAUCAGAAUCAGAUGCUUAAGAGUCAGAUCAUUGAACUUGAAGAAAAGAAGCAGCAACUCACCAGCGACGAGUCUUUAUUAGAUAAAGCAAGAAAAGAUCAUGAUGUAUUAAAAUCAGAUAAAGAAAAAUUUAUACUCUAUCAUCAGCAUUGUAAAAGCAAAAAAGAGAAGUUGAUAAUUACCAAUAAACAAUUAGCAGAGAAACUCGAGGAAGAAGUGGAACAAAUGCUUCAAAAUCGGGUGGAAAUUAAUAAUAAUUUACAGAAAAUUAUUGCGAAGAAAGAACAAACCACUUGCAAAGUCCAAGAAACAGAAAAAGAGUUUGCUCAAGAAAUCGCUAAGAUAGAAGAAUGCGUUCAACAUUUUAAUAUGGUAGCUGCUGAUGUAAAUUUGAAACAGGGAACCAACUUGGAAAUCGAGAUGGAUAUUGAUAGCGAGAAAAUCAUCUUGACCGAUUUGGAAGAUUUACGCAGGAACGUUCUUAUGAAACUACGAAAGGAUAAUAAUGCGCAACACCAUCAAAUUAUCCAGGAAAAAUGUGAGUUGGAAAGAAAGCUCGAUGAAUCCGCCGAUCAAUUAUCUUCAUUGCAAUUGGAAAUUCAGAGAGUUGAAAGAAACAAUGCGGCUAUUCUUGAACAAUUAGAAGAUUCAAAACAAAAGUUCGAGGAGAACGUUAAAUGGCGGAUGGAAACUUUACGGCAAAAUGAAAAACACAUGGCUGAUAUUCGGUUAGAAGGCAAAAAGAAUUUAAUGGCAAUGCGUGAGAAGCGUCAAGAAUUACAGAUACAAUGUGAUCGUUUGGAAAAAAAUCUUCGAGAUCAAAUAGAAAGCCAUGAUCGUGAAUAUAAGAAAGCAGUUGAUGAACAAUGGCGCCUCGAGCAAUAUCUUGCUCAACAAUUGAUCUCGUUAGUAACAUACACUAGACAGAUUCUCACAGAAACUAAAACUAAUGUUGAGGAAGAUAGUGUAUAUGAAAAAUGA
Messenger RNA from Ambispora leptoticha, 1665 nucleotides. NCBI's taxonomy places the organism in Eukaryota, Fungi, Glomeromycota, Glomeromycetes, Archaeosporales, Ambisporaceae. The record is from the annotation of a GenBank genome assembly.